Messenger RNA from Drosophila innubila, 448 nucleotides. Its product is annotated as RING-box protein 1-like. NCBI's taxonomy places the organism in Eukaryota, Metazoa, Arthropoda, Insecta, Diptera, Drosophilidae. Bases 60 to 368 code for a protein of 102 amino acids. The transcript has a single exon. Gene Ontology annotation, molecular function: cullin family protein binding; zinc ion binding; ubiquitin protein ligase activity. Gene Ontology annotation, cellular component: nucleus; cullin-RING ubiquitin ligase complex. Gene Ontology annotation, biological process: ubiquitin-dependent protein catabolic process; protein ubiquitination. The record is from RefSeq and is a predicted model, not a curated record.
AAUCUCUGAAUUAAAAUUAUCAACUUAAUUUGCAGAAACCUUUGGGAAAUAACCCAAACAUGGAAAGAGAAUCAAGCAAGACUUCGGGCUGUACUAACAAGCGUUUCGAGGUCAAGAAGUGGAAUGGUGUGGCGCUCUGGGCCUGGGAUAUUGUCGUUGACAACUGCGCCAUUUGCCGCAAUCAUAUAAUGGAUCCAUGCAUUGAGUGCCAGGCCAAUCAGACGGCAACUAACGGUGAUGAAUGCACCGUCGCCUGGGGAACCUGCAAUCAUGCAUUUCAUUUCCAUUGCAUUUCGCAUUGGCUGAAGACUCGACCCGUUUGCCCGCUGGACAAUCUGGAGUGGAACUUUGAGAAAUAUGGUCGCUAGACUCUUUGCAAAAUGCAUAUUAUAUACCGCAUAUUAUGUGAAUAAGUGCGUCAAGUUAUAAAAGAAGUAGCAUUACCGGA